CCUCUGUCAUGGCGUCCAACAUCGACGACGAGCUCCUUGCACUGGCUGGUGGCGGCGAAUCCUCGUCAGACGGCGAAGGAGCCGCCGUCGCUGCCUCUAGCCGUGGAGCUUCCAGUAAAGCCAAGAGGAAUCAGAGGAAAGUAGCCGCUCAAGACUCGUCGGACGAAGAUGCAGAAGGCAACAGUGACGACGAUGAUGAAGACUCCGGGCCUCUGUAUCCGUACGAUGGAAGCUACAAGGAUUACGAGGACAAGAUGAGAAUCGAGGCGCUGCCCCUCAUCGAGCGAGAAUCCAUUCUGGCAACUCGGAGAGAUGAGAUUUUGUCUCGCGAGCGAGCUCGUCAACUGCGAGGGAUGGUAGCGGCACAGCAAGGUCGCAAAGACGCAUCUUCGAAGAAGAGAAAAGCUCCGAGUGCGAAGAAGGCAAAGUCGACUCGCAAGAAGCAGGCUCGGGCCGACAGUGACAUGGACGAGGAGACGGAUGAUGAAGAUGAAGAGGAUGAGGACGACGAUGAGGAGGAGGAGGACGAAGACGAUGAUGAUCGCGCCGCUCGCAGUAGUGGCCGCGCUCGCAAGACGGUUGGUCAGAGUGAGACCCGCAACAAGACGCUACAAGAGCUUAGCGCCAAUCGUCGCAAGAGGGCUGCGGGCAAGGCCAAGAGCGCAAGACAUAGGGAUGCUGAUGAGUCGCGGCGUCGUGGACGGCGUUCCUCGUCCGACUCGGAAGAUGAAGAGUCAGAGGAGAGCGAGGGUUACCUCGGCUCUGAUACCGAGGCAAAGAGGACGAGUGGACGUCAGGGCAGGAGUCGGAGGGAAGAGGGUCCAUUCGUUGCCCCUGACCUCGAAGACGUCAACAAGGCCCGCAUUGGACGAGAAGACAUCCUCAAGGUCAUGUACCGUAAAGGUUGGGAGGACAAGCUCAUCGGCAACUUUGUUCGCGUCGUUGCGGAUGCUCAGAGGGACGAACGUACAGGCAAGACCGUCCAACGCUAUCGAGCAUACGAGAUUGUUGGCUGGAAGACUGGCUCAAAGUGGUAUCAAGUGGACACUGGAAAGUACACAAGGGUGAAGCUCGAGCUGAGAUUCGCCCGCGAAAAGCACGAGAAGCAAAUUCUCUUUGUUAGCAAUUCGGACAUUACAGCGGAGGAGUUUCAGCGUUAUGAGCUGCAAGCUCGCGAGAGCCCUCAGCGACCUUCAAAGCGACAGGUGUUGGAACAAGCAGACGAUUGGGAGGACUUUGUGAAUGAGCCCUGGUCGGAGGAGGUCUUUACAGCCGUUGUCAAGGCGAGAAAAGCAGCGAAGCAAGAGGCUGAAGCUGCAAGGGGUGGUCUGACCAACGGGAACGGGAACGGCAAGCCCUCUCCACUCCAAAGAGCUCAGCAGCCUACGAAUGGCGUCGGAGGAGCUGCAGCUGCGUCUGCCGAUGCUCCGAAAGGUGAAGACGUUCUCCUCGCUGAGCUCAAUGAACGCAACAGGCGCUCGGACCGCGAGAGGAUCCUGGAGGCGGAAAGGAGACAGGCUGAAAACCGUCGUCUGGCUGCAAAAGCUGCUUUAGCUCGAGGCAGUGCCGCUGCAGGAGUCAACAGUGGGAUAGUCUCUGGUAGCUCCACGCCUAUGAGCCAGCUUGGGGAAGGAGCUGGGGUGAAGAAGCCCAGCGUUGUGGAUGUGGAGAUUGACCUGGGCGACUUCUAGAACGGACACAUGAUGGAAUCAAAUACCUUAUUUCCCACCAUAUGGGUACAGUGAUUGCAGUUUUUGGCGGAAGCGAGAGGA
Molecule: messenger RNA, 1772 nt
Organism: Microstroma glucosiphilum
Lineage: Eukaryota; Fungi; Basidiomycota; Exobasidiomycetes; Microstromatales; Microstromataceae
Exons: 2
Coding region: 9-1691 (560 amino acids)
Cellular component (GO): Cdc73/Paf1 complex
Molecular function (GO): RNA polymerase II C-terminal domain phosphoserine binding; DNA binding
Source: RefSeq, a predicted model, not a curated record